AAAUACAAAAUACAAAGGCGUUGGGUAUGCUCUAUUGUCUAACGCUGAUGUCUAUAUUGACGGAGGAGAAUGGACUGGAGUGAUGCCGAAAGAUUCAGCUAUAUUUACAGACAACGCUAUAUUAGUUGGCAAUGAAUGCGAUUUUAAAGAAGAAACACAUUUGUUGAAAAUCCGUUCACUCGAUGUCCACCCGGCUAAGUUCCACAAUAGUGAAUAUACUGGAGUAAAUACAUUAGAGGCUGAAGUCUGGUCCAGCAUAUAUGGUUAUGGCCUACAAUAUUCUAUUCACGUGCAUGAAGCAUACGUUGAUUCUUUUGUUAACGUUUUUAAUAUUGUUGCUUGAUUAGACAUACACACGAUGCACAGUGUUGCCAUUCGAGAGUCAAAUGUUUUAUUUUAUUUGUUAUCGUAUCAUAUUUUAUCAUUACUGACUAUUGAAAUGAAUUGCAUUCAUAUGACAUGAAAGCCUCUUGUGAGUUAAAAUGUAUCAUCUGCAAUAAAAAUUGAACUGUG
Messenger RNA from Owenia fusiformis, 513 nucleotides. The record is from the annotation of a GenBank genome assembly. NCBI's taxonomy places the organism in Eukaryota, Metazoa, Annelida, Polychaeta, Sabellida, Oweniidae.